GAGAAACGAGGGCCGCUGUGCCGCGGCCUUGUGAAAUGGCGUCCUGACGAGAUGGUGCUGAAGUUAUUUGCCUCGUCACCACUAGUCUAAAGUAACUGGGCCCAGGGGGGGAAGCUAAAGUUUUCCACGCGGCGGAACCUGGGGCUCUUUAUUGAUUGGAAGUAGCUGCACCGCGGGCCACUGACUGUGAAGGGAAUCCCGCCGAGCCGAGCGCUGGAAGUUCCCGCAGUCCGCAGCUGAGGGCCGGUGAGUGGUGGCUGAGUGUCGCAAGCUUCACUGGGCAGGCUGACACUCUCCUGUUAGCACGCGGCCCACCGGCGGGAGACGAGGGCGCACUUCUGCCGCGGCACCCCAAACAUUUUAUACGAGCUAUGUUUACUCCCUCCCGUCGGCUCACCGCCUCACUCGACGGAGACCGCAGAAAAGCCUCAUGGGAAAUGGAGUCAGGACGCCGUUCCCUUCUGGCGGCGGCGGCGGCGCGGCGCUCGCUAACGUAAUACCCUACCCACAACCCACUGCGUUGUUGUUAGCGACCCCAUCUUGUGUCCUCCUCAUGAAUAUAUAUCAGUCGGUAUUUGCGUAGAAGGUCGGCCGACGUUCAUUGCAUAUUCCAGCGCCGUGUUUUGGUCCAAAUGGGACGCACAGUCACGUCUCCUCCCCGAUCCGUCCCUGCACGCCCUGCCUCUUCCCAGCGAAUUUAAUCGGUAAAAUGUUUUUUCGGAGCGGCGGAGCAGACUCCGGCAGGGAAAGGAAGGCAAGAAGUGAAUGACCACUAGUGGAAUAAGUCAGCAACACCGCCCAGUUGGCGGACAUUUAGCGCGGCGGGCACGUAUUCGGGUUUUUUAAAUGUAGAGGCUGUAGGUGUAACCAAGUGCGUACCGUUAUUUAUUGAGAGAGGGGGACUUUUCAUUGGCAGAGAUGGAAAGUGUGCAGGCUGUCGCUGAGGAUGGCGCGUCGGAUGGAGGCGCGACCAAGUUAAUGAAGAAGCCCAGCGGACUGUCGGUCGCCCGUGGGACUCCGGCGGAUGAUGGCGGUGGACAUUUGGCACCCUCCCGCGUAGAGGCAAAGAACGGGAAUAGCCUCUCUCAUUCCGUCGCUACCGCGGGGUCUAGUGCGUCAAACCGAACUGUGGCGCCUAAUGGCCGGGGCUCAUCCAGCAACUCCAGCUCUCUCCUGCUGAGACGGCGGCGCUUGAAGAGGAACCUCUCCGCCGCAGCUGCAGCCGCCGCCAACUCCGCUGUCACCGCCGCCUGCGGCGCCAAGAUGAACUCGGCCCUGUCCUCUGCGUCUUUACAUACCCGGAGUCUGGAUAGGAAGACUCUGCUGAAGCACCGACAGAACAUGCAGCUGCAGUCCGCAGACCGCGAGUGGGUGAGAGCGGAUCUCCACCGGGGCUCCAUACAUGUCCACGACAGACUGACGCCCUCGUAUCCCAGGCCGGUCCUGUGCACUAUGGACACCACGGCCGGCGAGGUGGCGCUCCGUCUGAGCAAACUCUGCAGUAAGUCGAGCUCCGUUAUGCGCAUUUUUUGUAAAGAUAGCCCCAAGACUGACCAAAAUGGCAACUGCAAUGUGAAGUAUGAAUAUAACGAUAACCCAUGCAAGGUGACAGAAGACUCCAGUAUAAAAUGCAAACACCUGACUCCCCUGGAAUCCACAGAAUUAAGGGGCCAUCCAAGCGACAGGUUGAGACUGCUGCUCAUGGAGAAUGCAGAUGAGAGGCAAAAGCAACAGGACGUUGAUGGAAAACUUUUCACCCCUGAAUCAGAGUCACAAGAUAACAUAACCUGUUCACUGUCAGACUUAAAUUCGAACUCGAACAUGGAUACCCCGAAUGACGAUGACUCAGAGCACAGGAAUGGUGUGGACAGCUAUGGAUUAAAUUCUGGCUCAGAUGUGGAGAGCAGUGCAUUUGAUGACCUGAGCUCCGGGGCCCGGCUCAGCGAGCACAGGGACUCCCUCAGCGAUGACAUGAUCCUUGGCACAGAGGCCUCCAUCCUCAGCCCCACGUUUGAUAGUGCCACAGAGGGCCACGACAUGUACGGCAGCUCCUCGGACGAACUGGAGCUCGACUGUCCUACGUCAAGCACGAGCUUGGACCCCAUCUUCCAACAUCACACCAAUGGCAUCACUGCUGUCACUGCGAACUACAAGCAGUGCAGCGUGGGACAUUUAAACGACAUGACAAACAAUAUGGGGCCAGAUUCCAGACUCAACCCACACAGUCUGGGCAGCCUGCCAUCCAGCAGUAGUGCCGGCUCAUUGUCAAGAGCCUGUUCUACAGGUAAUACACCUGACAUUCAAGAUCCGGACUGUGGCCAAGGUGAUGCAGAAUCAGGGUUGGCGGAAGACCACGGUAGAGAUUCCUGUGAUUUCAGCCUCACACUGUAUGUGCAGCUGCAUGGUGAAGCUGUCAGGAGGCUUAGCCCAGAUGAGAGGCCUCUGCAGAUCCAGAAUGACUUUCUCUUUAAGCUUGGAUUUAAGGACCCGUGGAGAGUUCAAGAGGAAGGGCUUAACACAGAAAUUGGCUCCCUGUUACGUUUCUAUGCAGGGAAACCCCAAAGCAUCGAGAGCUCAGAGCGGGUCCAGCUGUCAGGGACAUACAACGUUCGGAAAGGGAAGCUUCAGCUACCGGUCAACCGCUGGACCAGACGGCAGGUCAUCCUGUGCGGCACCUGCCUCAUCGUCUCCUCUGUUAAGGAGAGCCAAACAGGGAAGAUGCACAUCCUGCCGCUCAUUGGUGGAAAAGUGGAGGAGGUGAAGAAGCACAGUCACUGUUUGGCCUUCAGCUCGGCAGGGCCUCAGAGUCAAACCUACUAUGUCAGCUUUGAAAGCUUCACGGAGCACCUGCGCUGGCACAGACAUGCUGCCAAGAUGGUGUCCCAGAGAAUCAACUCGGUAGACCUGUCGUGCUGCAGCCUUGAGCAGCUUCCUCCCAACCUCUUCUACAGCCACGACCUCACCCAUCUCAACCUCAAACACAACUUCCUGCCUGCAGACCAGCGGCUGCAGCAGCUGCAGAGGUUUUCCCGUCUUCGGAGCCUCAACCUGUCCAACAACCACCUUGGUCAGUUUCCACCGGCCAUCUGUGACAUCCCAACCCUGACGGAGGUCAACCUCAGCUGUAACUACCUGGCCUCUGUCCCCAACUCUGUGGGAGCUAUGACCAAUUUACAGACGUUCCUCUUGGAUGGCAACAGUCUAGAUGAGCUUCCCAAUGAGCUGGGUUCCCUCCAGAGGCUGAGCUACUUAGGCCUUUCCUUCAAUCAGUUCAACCACGUGCCGCAGGUGCUGGAGCGUUUGGCCUCCAUGGAGAAGCUGUGCAUGGCUGGCAACAACCUAGAAACACUCACCCUGCAGAAUUUCAGACUGCUCCGAGUCAAACACAUCGAUUUAAGGUUGAAUAAAAUCUCCAGCAUGGUGCCAGAUGAGCCUGACCUGCUGAGGCACGUGACCCAGCUGGAUGUGAGGGAUAACAGGCUGACGGACCUCGAUGCCUCAGUCUUCCCCAGACUGGAGGUGCUUCACUGCGAGAGGAACCACAUCGCCGGCCUCAAGGCCAAGGGUUGCUUUCUCAAAGGCAUCUACGCCUCCAACAACGAGCUACGACAACUGGAUGUCAGUCCUGUGCCCUCCAAUCUUAGUUACAUGGAUAUCUCGAGGAACCAUAUGGAGUCCUUGCCAGACUGGCUGUGUGAAGCAAAGAAACUGGAAGUUCUGGAUGUGAGCCACAAUCUCAUCACUGAGCUCCCAGCGUGGUUGUUAUGCAGCAACAGUCUGAGGAAGCUGAGUGCAGGACAUAACCAGUUGCAGAAGCUGCCUGAAAGAGUGGAGCGCCCUCUGCUGGAGGUUUUGGACGUACAGCACAAUCAACUGGUGGAGCUGCCCUGCAGCCUGUUCCUAAAAUCUGACAGCUUACGAUGCAUAAAUGCAUCAGCCAAUAAACUGGAGCACCUGCCACCCUCCAGCCUAUCAGAGGAGAGUCAUAGCAUCCUGCAAGAACUCUACCUCACCAAUAACCGGCUGACAGACAAGUGUGUACCCAUGCUGACAGGCCAUUCACACCUUCGAGUUCUGCACAUGGCCUACAACCAUCUCCAGACCUUCCCAGCCAGUAAAAUGGCCAAGCUUGAGGAGCUGGAGGAGGUGGACCUGAGCGGAAACAUGCUGAAGACUGUGCCCACCACCAUCAUGAACUGCCGGCGAAUGCACACACUCAUUGCCCAUUCCAACGCCAUCGAGGUCUUUCCUGAGGUCAUGCAGCUGAUGGAGAUGAAAUGUGUGGAUCUGAGCUGUAAUGAGCUGAGCGAGAUCACUCUUCCAGAGAAUCUGCCUCCCAAGCUUCAGGAACUGGACCUGACUGGAAACCCUCGUCUCAAUCUGGACCACAAGACCCUCGAACAGCUCAAUAAUAUUCGCUGCUUCCGUAUUGAUCCCCCUCCAACCUUUUCGUCGAACGAGGCAUCUGGUGGGCCUGCUGUGUGGAGUCAUGGUUACACAGAGGCCUCGGGCGUCAAGAACAAACUGUGCGUUGCAGCCCUUUCAGUGAACAGUUUCUGUGGGAGUCGUGAAGCUUUGUACGGCGUGUUUGAUGGGGACAGGAAUGUGGAAGUGCCCUACCUUUUGCAGUGCACCAUGAACGAUGUGUUGGCUGAAGAAAUACACAAGACCAAGAGCGAAGAGGACUACAUGACCAACACCUUCCUCGUCAUGCAAAGGAAACUUGGGACUGCGGGUCAGAAACUGGGUGGGUCGGCAGCUCUGUGUCACAUUCGCCAUGACCCCACUGACCCCGGUGGCUGCUUCACCCUCACGGCUGCUAACGUGGGCAAGUGCCAGGCCAUCUUGUGCCGCGAUGGAAAGCCGUUGUCGCUGUCCCUGCUUCACAAUGUAGGGCUGGAGGAGGAAUACCGCAGGAUCCGGCAGCACAGGGCUAUCAUCACUGAGGACAACAAGGUGAAUGGCGUGACCGAUUCCACACGAAUCAUGGGCUACUCCUUCCUUUACCCAUCCGUCAUCCCUUGUCCCUAUGUGCAGACAGUCACUCUCACCCCCCAGGAUGAGUUCUUCAUUCUGGGCAGCCGGGGCCUGUGGGAUGUUGUUUGUCCCACCGAGGCUGUGGAGGCUGUUCGAAACGUCCCAGACGGCCUGGCUGCUGCUAAGAAGCUGUGCACACUGGCGCAGGGAUACGGUUGCACCGACAGCCUCAGCGCUGUUGUGGUUCAGCUCAGUGUGAGUGAAGACUGCUGCUCCUGCUGCUGUUCUGAGACUGCCCAGCCACCUCCUAGCCCCGGCUUGGGCCCCUAUCCCCCAUCGUCCUCUGCCAUUAAGGAACGGCCCUCAGACGGCUCCCUCCCUGUGCCCCCUUCGUCCUGCAGUGAAAUCAGCAGUGAGAUCAGUACCAGCGAGAUGAGCAGCGAGGUGGGCUCCACAGCCUCAUCUGAUGAACCACCGCAGAGCUCCUUGGUGCUGCUGCACGAUCAGCCCCACCAUCCUCACCUCCACCUGCACCAUCAGGCCCACUCGCUGUCUUUACAGCACCAGCAGGCCCACACAACCACCCAGCCCUGUCAGUACCUGUUCCCAGGCUCAGAGCUACCCUCUGCUCGCAGCUGCUGUGCCCUCCAUCCUGCCUGCUUAGCCAGUUCCUUCCAGAGGCAGCUGUCUAGUGCCACUUUCUCCAGCGCCCUGUCUGACAAUGGGCUGGACAGUGAGGAUGAGGAGCCCAUUGCUGGUGUUUUCUCUAAUGGGAGCCGUGUGGAAGUAGAGGCGGAUGUCCACUGCCUCAAAGCAGAGUCCUCCUCCUCUUUGUCAUCUCACACAUCAAUACCCUCAUCCGCCAGCCAGGAGCGCACCCUGCCGACUCUUCCCCCACCUCCUCCACCGCCAUGCACCCCAGAGCCCCUGGAGGAAGGGGUCGACCUGAGCAUUGGUGAGGCUGAGAACGGCCUGGAGAGGGACGAGUCGUGGCAGGGAGUCGGAGCAGGAGGUGGGGAAGGAGGAAAGUUAGGUGGAAAGAGGAGGGUUAAUGGGUCAGUUGCACGCCAGGAAAAGAGUCACAACCUUAUUGAGGUGGCUGCUGACGCUCCCUCUAAGAAAUCCGGGGGCUACUUCACAGCUCCAGCCCAGCCUGACCCAGAUGACCAGUUCAUCAUCCCCCCUGAGCUGGAGGAGGAGGUGAAGGAAAUCAUGAAGCAGCAUCAGCAGAAACAGCAGAAGCCCCCUGGGACUGAUCAGCCCACAGAUUACUACGACACCCCUCUCUGAACAGCAACACCCCCACCUACAGCCUCAUCUCCCCCUCCCAGCGGCAGCAUGCACAGAACCCUACAUCGACCUAACCAUUCUGAUUCUUUCACUCUGAGCCUUCCAGCUCUACACAGCCUCAUCCUUGGGGAACCAUGCACUGUUAACUGCUCCACCUGUUUUUACCCAAGCAACUCAUAGAGUAAAACAAGCAAACGAGCCCUUUAAAGACACUCAACCCUCUUGAAAAGCCUGUGGACACAGCUCUUGGUGUCCACGGUCGUGCCCUUUUCACAGACUGUGGAACGUUGUUUUUACAUUAGACAACCAGCUGAGUAUGUAAUCAACACUAGUCUCUUUGCAAUAGCAUUAGCUCACCACUUGUUAUUAUCGAUAACAAUUCCAUGGUUUGUUUGUUUGUUUGUUUUGUAAGAACUUACCAUAUCUUUUAAUGUGAAAGCAGAGAAGUUGCUGAAAGAACUUUUUAAAAACAGAGACACAUAAUCUUUUUAUUAUCAGUGAAAUAUGUCAAAUGGUACACUAGAAAGGCCACAAUUAACACUUGUAGAUAGGGCACUUAAAAUACUCUAUUUCUUCAGUAAAUCAUGGCUCUUGGCCUGUAAAAUGGCAUAGAAAUUUUUUGUAGAAAUUUUAAAUACUAACUCCUAGGAGUUGCAUACUCUUUAUGGUGACUCAGUCACUUUUACUAAUCUUCUCUGAGAGAAAUGGUGAUUUUUUUUCUUUUUUUUUUUUCCAAUGAUUGUAAAUAAGUGAAAUGUUGUAUGCUGAUGCUUUUAAAGGAACUGCGUACCUAGAUGUCGGUGAAGGUUUUAAUGGUGGUGGAGGAUGUGUGGUUCACCAAGAGUCUGCUGUUAUGGAGGUGCCCCCCCCCCCCUUUUUAUAACGUAGACCCACAAAUACUGCACAGACACAUACACACCCCCAUACAAAGGUUUCUGUACAAUUGCAGGUCUGAAACUCCAACAUUCCAUGCAAUACAACAUCGCUGUAUCUAAUGAACACUAAUAGAAAGAUAUUUGCAUGCACACUUGCAUGCACCCACAUACAAACACACACACAAACACACACACACACAAACACACACAAACACAAACACACACACACACACACAAACACACACACACACACACACACAUACAUAGACGGACACCCACAGGUAAUAUUAGUCCCACCUCACCUCCCUCCUACAGUAACUGUUAUCACCGGCAUGACUGGUUCAAGUUCAGUAAUACAAACAAAAUAUAUCCACAUGGAAAAGAGACAACACAAAUG
Messenger RNA from Xiphias gladius (swordfish), 7539 nucleotides. RefSeq names its product PH domain and leucine rich repeat protein phosphatase 1 (gene phlpp1). The transcript is spliced from 17 exons. The record is from RefSeq and is a predicted model, not a curated record. The coding region runs from base 919 to 6267 and encodes 1782 amino acids. Lineage: Eukaryota; Metazoa; Chordata; Actinopteri; Istiophoriformes; Xiphiidae. Gene Ontology annotation, molecular function: protein binding.